AUGUCGCCAACCCUCCACCUCAUCCGAAUCUCCUUCCUCUUGACACCUACGCCUUUUGAUGGCAGUGGGAGCAGUGUGGGAGGUACCAUCAUCACUGCAAUGAGACACUUCCCACCUCCUGUCACCACCCACAAUAGCGAGGGACGACUGGACAUGACAGGUAAUGACACUGGUGUGGACACAGGUCUGGAGUCUUUCCACUGCAGAAGUUGGAGGCAUAACUGUAUGCCUGGUGGAGCCACGAGGGCGGAAGGAAGCAGUUGGAACAGCCGAAAUGGAUCACCUGGUGAUUUCGAUGUCAGUGUCAUUGACCAUCACGCACUGGAAUCAUGCAUUGACCAUCAUGUCUGCCUCACCAACUUUUUCAUUUGUAGACAGAAGAAAUUCAUCGAAUUGCAACAGCAUCGUUGUAGUCACAUGCCUGCGUCCCUGUCUGCGUCUGUCUCUGUCUCUACUUCCCCUUUUGUGAUUAAAUCGGAGCCAGGUCUCCUGCCUCGCAGCCCUUGGCCUGUGGCUAGUGGCAACGCCAGUCUGCACUGCAUGCAUGAUGGAAACGUCGUGAUGCCUACAGCAAGAAGUGAGGAGGGGGAGGAGGAUGACAACGACGACGACGACGACAAAAGAGGCGCCUCUUUCAAAUGCUCGCAUUAUUUGCUCUCGCAAGACCAUAUGUGGCAAGAAGUGUCCAAGGAGGUGGAAAGCACAACCGAUGCAGCGAAUUCGGCUGCCAGAUGGUGA
Messenger RNA from Echinococcus granulosus, 738 nucleotides. RefSeq lists its product as hypothetical. The record is from RefSeq and is a predicted model, not a curated record. The transcript is spliced from 4 exons. Lineage: Eukaryota; Metazoa; Platyhelminthes; Cestoda; Cyclophyllidea; Taeniidae. The coding region runs from base 1 to 738 and encodes 245 amino acids.